Messenger RNA from Cuscuta campestris, 674 nucleotides. The record is from the annotation of a GenBank genome assembly. NCBI's taxonomy places the organism in Eukaryota, Viridiplantae, Streptophyta, Magnoliopsida, Solanales, Convolvulaceae.
CGUGUUUGGGUCAAACAUGACGUUGAACUUGGGCAUGGAUUUCAAGAUUUCCUAUGAACAAGUCUGUAGAUCCAUGGGGAUUUCUAAGGGUGGUUGUCCAUCUCAGAGUGUCAAUGAUUUCCCAAAAUAAAAAGAUCCUUAAUAUGUUUAUAAUGCAUAUACCAUCUGUCUUUUCUUCAUCAACAUAUCGGCAAUUGGACGGGGCUCAUGCAACCACUAUAGUCAGUGCUAAACUGCUAAUGGCACCUCAGUGACUGGUAAAACAGUGAUGUUUGUUUAUGUGAGUCUGUGUGCAUGGAUAAUUGGUCUGCUGAUGGCUGGGUGGUCUGGGAUUAUGAGAUUUUCUUGCUAUGAUGAAAAUGGUCACUUUGUCGCUGACCCAAUUGAUGAGGAUUGGGUCAACACAUACUGUAAUGUGGCGGGGCAGGCAUGCCAACGAGCAUCUCUGCAGCCAUUGCGUGUCGGAACUCAGAACAAUCAUCCCCAGCACUCAAAUGAAUUGAUGAUGUCAAAGGGCAUGCGCUAUGCCAACCAACCCUUUCGUGGAUUGGAAGACGUACUUCAGGAUUGGGUCAACACAUACUGUAAUGUGGCGGGGCAGGCAUGCCAACGAGCAUCUCUGCAGCCAUUGCGUGUCGGAACUCAGAACAAUCAUCCCCAGCACUCAAAUGAAU